AUGCACCUACAGAAUAUGAGGACAAUGUGCAACAUUUCCUUCUGCAAUGUGGACUCAAAGAUCGACCAGUACUUCCAGCCUACGCUCUACAUCAUUGUCAUCGUCCUGGGCCUGCCCACCAACUGCAUGGCUCUGUGGGCAGCUUACUUGCAGGUGAAGCAGAAAAACGAGCUGGGCAUCUACUUGAUCAACCUCUCCAUGGCUGACCUCCUCUACAUCGGCACCCUGCCCCUAUGGAUCGACUACUUCCUCCAGCACGACGACUGGAUUCACGGCCAGAAUUCCUGCAAGCUCUUCGGCUUCAUCUUCUACACCAACAUCUACGUCAGCAUCGCCUUCCUCUGCUGCAUCUCCAUUGACCGAUACCUGGCCGUGGCCUACCCGCUCAAGUUCGCCAAGGUCCGGCGGGUCAAAACCGCCGUGCUGGUCAGUUCCAUGGUGUGGACCAUCGAGAUAGUGGCAAACUCUGCGCCCCUCUUCCACGACGAGCUCUUCCAGGACCGUUUCAACCACACCUUCUGCUUCGAGAAGUACCCCAUGCAGGACUGGGUGGCUGGCAUGAACCUUUACCGGACCUUUCUGGGUUUCCUGGUGCCAUGGCUGCUCAUGCUGGGUGCGUACCGGGGAAUUCUGCGGGCGGUGCACGGCAAUGUGUCCACGGAGUGCCACGAGAAGGCCAAGAUCAAGCGCCUGGCGCUGAGCCUAAUCCUGAUCGUAUUGCUGUGCUUCGGGCCAUACCAUGUGCUCCUGCUGUGUCGCAGCAUCCUCUUCCUCCAGAAGCCCUGCGACUGUGGCGUAGAGGAGGACCUGUUUGAAGCCUACCACGUGGCGCUGGCCCUCACCAGCCUGAACUGUGUGGCUGACCCCAUCCUCUACUGUUUUGUUAACGAGGGCGCACGACAUGAUGUUGGUCACGCGCUCACCACCCUGCUUGGGUUCUUUAAGCGGAACUCGCCCUCGCCAGCUGACGCAAUGACAGCUGGAUCUGUCACCUUGGAGACACCACUGUCCAGCAAAAAGCAGCUGGGCCUGUACAGCGAGGUCAAGGCCAGCACCUACAAGACAGCGCUGGUGGCCCUCAAAGUGCCUUCAGAUGACCAUACUCAGUGUUAA
Molecule: messenger RNA, 1113 nt
Organism: Coregonus sp. 'balchen'
Lineage: Eukaryota; Metazoa; Chordata; Actinopteri; Salmoniformes; Salmonidae
Source: the annotation of a GenBank genome assembly